AUGGCAUCAAUCCUACAAUACGAUGCCAUAGUUAUUGGCUCCGGCCAAUCCGGCACACCUCUGGCCACUACCUUUGCCAAAGCAGGACAUAAAACAGCGCUGAUCGAACGCGAACAUAUCGGCGGAACUUGUAUCAACGAAGGCUGCACACCUACAAAGACCAUGAUAGCAUCGGGUCGUAUUGCCCAUCUAGUUCACAGGGGACUAGACUACGGCAUACACACCGAUAGGCACGGUACCAAUGUGAACGCAGCCGCAGUCGACAUGCUCAAGGUCCGCCAACGCAAACGCAACAUCGUCGCCUCAUUCCGCGGCAGCAGCGAGACUAAAUUAAAAGAUGCCGGCGUAGAUGUCCUAAUAGGCGAGGCAAGUUUUCUAGACAAGAAAACACUCGAAUACAAAGAUGCUGGCGGCAGUAUGAGAACCGUCCAAGGCCAGAAAAUAUUCAUCAAUGUCGGAACACGACCCGCACCGCCACUGCUUGAAGGCAUCGGCUCGCUUGACGCAAAAAGAGUCUUGAAUUCAACCUCGAUCCAAGAGCUGGACGAGGUCCCCCAUCACCUCGUUGUGAUUGGUGGGGGGUAUGUGGGAGUGGAAUAUGCACAACUGUUCCGCAGACUGGGUGCACACGUCACCAUAAUUCAGCACGGAGCACAACUCGUUCCGCGCGAGGACGAGGACCUCGCUCAUAUGCUAGGCGAGAUUUUUCAACAAGACGGGCUGACGAUUCACUUGAAUUCUGAGCCAGUCAGGAUUGUACCCUCGUCUAGCGGGUUCAUUCUUUAUCUCCAAACUAAGAAUGGCGAUCAAACCGUGGAAGGAACGCACGUUCUCUUCGCUGCUGGCCGCGUGCCGAAUACAGACCGACUGAACACACAAGCGGCUGGUAUCAAGACGGACAAGAAAGGGUAUAUUGUGACGAAUGAGUAUCUCGAGACUUCGUCUCCAUCCAUUUUUGCAAUGGGCGACGUGAAAGGACCCCCGGCGUUCACGCACAUCUCAUACGACGACUUUCGCAUCCUUCGGUCUAAUCUGCUCUUAUCACCGUCAUCAAGAAUCUCCAUCAAAGACCGCAUUGUCCCGUACGUGGUGUUCACCGAUCCUCAACUAGGGCACGUCGGCCUGCACGAGAAUGAGGCUCGUGCGAAGUUUCCCAACAAGAAGAUCCAGACGGCAAAAAUGCCAAUGGUAUACGUUGCUCGCGCACUAGAAACAGACGAGGCGAGAGGAAUGAUGAAGGCUGUUGUUGAUCAGGAUACGGGGUUGAUCUUGGGAUUUUCCUGUUUGGGCAUCGAGGGUGGCGAAAUUAUGAGCAGCGUUCAAGUUGCGAUGAUUGGGAAUGUUCCAUACCAAAAACUGCGAGAUGCAGUCUUGGCUCAUCCAACUCUAGCCGAGAGUUUGAACAAUAUUUGGGGAUUUUUGGAGUGA
Penicillium verhagenii is the source of this 1428-nucleotide messenger RNA. RefSeq names its product mercuric reductase. Lineage: Eukaryota; Fungi; Ascomycota; Eurotiomycetes; Eurotiales; Aspergillaceae. The transcript has a single exon. The record is from RefSeq and is a predicted model, not a curated record. Gene Ontology annotation, molecular function: flavin adenine dinucleotide binding; oxidoreductase activity. The coding region runs from base 1 to 1428 and encodes 475 amino acids.